Messenger RNA from Rosa rugosa (rugosa rose), 2454 nucleotides. RefSeq names its product probable LRR receptor-like serine/threonine-protein kinase At3g47570. Lineage: Eukaryota; Viridiplantae; Streptophyta; Magnoliopsida; Rosales; Rosaceae. The transcript has 3 exons. Gene Ontology annotation, biological process: protein phosphorylation. Gene Ontology annotation, molecular function: protein kinase activity; protein binding; ATP binding. The coding region runs from base 1 to 2454 and encodes 817 amino acids. The record is from RefSeq and is a predicted model, not a curated record.
AUGGGGACGGCAAAAGUUUGGGUUGAUGAUGAGGUCGAGAUUCAAACUCCUUCAGACUCUCACUGUCCAAAGUUUGUGCGGCGGAUUUCGGUCGGUCAUCAUCCUUUUUUAUCCACUUAUGACAUAGUCGAAUGGAGUGGUGGAAAUGGGAUACCAGCAUACAGAGACUACGUGGUGUUCUUGUCUAACCCAGGAAGGCAGAAGAAUGCAAAGAUGGAAAGUCGAAUGGUCAGCAGACGCUCAAAGUUCGGGAAAGCCUACUACUCCAUGCAAUUGAACCAUCCGAGACUCGAAGGGAAUGAGACGGAUAGGCUGGCAUUGCUAGCAAUCAAAGCUCAAAUACAACACGAUCCGAACAGGGUCACAAGCUCAUGGAAUGAAACCCUUCACUUUUGCCUGUGGCACGGCGUCACCUGCAGUCAACGACAUCGCCAAAGGGUGACGAAGUUGGACUUGGGCUCUCUAGCUUUGGGGGGAUCCAUAUCUCCACGUAUAGGAAAUCUAAGCUUCUUAAGAGUGCUAAAUCUCCGGAACAAUAGCUUCACUCAUCAAAUCCCUCCUCAAAUUGGGCAUUUGCAUAGACUGCAGCUAUUGCGUCUAAACAAUAACUCCCUUACUGGCACUAUUCCUCCCAACAUAUCCAAUUGCUUCGAACUCAUCUCUCUCAACCUUGGUAUAAACAAUCUAGUGGGUCAAAUUCCUCCCACACUCAGUUCCUUGUCAAAGCUUCAAAUAUUUGUUUUGCCAGCCAACAAUUUAACAGGAGAGAUCCCUCCUUCUUUGGGGAACCUUUCUUCUCUCGAGAAUUUUUCUACAAAUGACAAUAACUUGGAAGGAAGCAUCCCUAGUUCUCUAUGCCAGUUGAAAAGAUUAAAACGUAUCUAUUUUGAAUCAAAUAGGUUAUCUGGUAUCAUCGCUUCUUGCAUUUACAACCUCUCUGGUAUAGUUGAUUUCGAUGUAGCAUUUAACCAAAUUAAAGGAAGUCUUCCAUCAAACUUGAGCAAUGCUUUUCCCAACCUUCAAAUCUUUUCCGUUCCCGAAAAUCAAUUUACUGGGGCCAUCCCUUCCUCACUAUCCAAGGCAUCAAAUCUUGUGUCGUUUCAAUGUUCGUCAAACAAACUCACUGGACAGGUGCCAAAUUUACGAAAUCUUCAUAACCUUAUAGUAUUCAUUGUCUAUAGUAAUAAUCUUGGAAGCAGUAAAGAUGGUGACUUGAGUUUUGUCUCAGAAUUGAUCAAUGCCACACGACUAACUCGGUUGGGGUUCAGCUCCAACAAUUUUGGAGGCACGUUGCCCACAUCAAUAUCCAAUCUCUCAAUCAAUCUCCAAGGCCUUGCAAUGGGAGAAAACCACCUACAUGGAAGCAUCCCAACUGGAUUAGGUAAUCUUGUCAAGCUGCAAUACCUCGAAAUGGGAGAAAACUCCUUCACAGGUAGCAUCCCCACAGACAUUGGGCAGCUGUCAAGGCUUGAGCUGUUGUUUCUUAACAACAACCAAUUAUCAGGGAGCAUUCCAUCUUCUCUUGGAAAUUUAACAUUGUUAACAGUUCUCCAAUUGCAAGAAAAUAAUCUAGAGGGUAGCAUCCCGUCCAGCCUAGGGAAAUGCCACUGGUUAAUCGAAUUGGGUCUUUCUGGAAACAAUCUGAAUGGCACGAUACCUCCCCAAGUUAUUGGCCUCUCAUCUUUAUCAACAAUUUUGGGAUUGGAUAGAAACCAAUUAACUGGUUCCCUUCCCAUGGAGAUUGGCAAACUGAAGAAUUUAGGUGCACUGGGCGUUUUUGACAAUUUGUUAUCAGGAGAACUUCCCAGUAGCCUCGGCAGUUGCGAGAGCUUAGAAGAACUAUACUUGCAAGGCAACUUCUUCGUGGGACCCAUUCCUUCAUCUAUGAUGGAAUUGAGAGGGAUUCGAGUUUUAGACCUUUCUCGCAACAAUUUGUCAGGAGAAAUUCCACAGUUUCUUGAGAAUCUGAAGUUGGGGUACCUGAACCUCUCCUUCAACCAGUUUUGGGGAGCAGUACCAACUGGCUGUGUUUUUAAGAAUGCAAGUGCGAUUUCAGUUGCUGGAAAUGCUAGACUCUGCGGAGGUAUGGCUAGUCUUCGACUUCCUCUGUGCAAGCUUAAUGAGUCUAAAGGAGAAGGCCUGUCUCGUAGAAUGAAACUAAUGAUUUCUUUAGUCUCCGGGUUCAGCCUUUUGGGACUGGUUGUGGUGCUAUCUCUUUUUCUUCUUGGUAAGAAAAGGAAAAAAACUAAUUUAACCACUUUGGGGAACUCUGUUUUGCAAGUUUCAUAUGCUACACUCCUCAGAGCUACCGAUGGUUUUUCUUCAGCUAAUUUGAUUGGUGUGGGUGCUUUUGGGUCUGUGUACAAAGGAAUCCUUGCUGAUGAUAGAGUUGUUGUCGCUGUGAAGGUGCUUAACAUGUUGUGUGGAAGCGUAACAAACAAGGUAUUGAUAUGA